Molecule: messenger RNA, 171 nt
Organism: Eremomyces bilateralis CBS 781.70
Lineage: Eukaryota; Fungi; Ascomycota; Dothideomycetes; Eremomycetales; Eremomycetaceae
Product: ribosomal protein S14
Exons: 3
Coding region: 1-171 (56 amino acids)
Biological process (GO): translation
Cellular component (GO): cytosolic small ribosomal subunit; ribosome
Molecular function (GO): zinc ion binding; structural constituent of ribosome
Source: RefSeq, a predicted model, not a curated record
AUGUCUCACGAAUCCGUCUGGUUCUCCCGCCCGCGCACCUACGGCAAGGGCUCCCGCGAAUGCCGUGUCUGCACCCACAAGGCCGGUCUGAUCCGAAAAUACGGCCUCGAGCUCUGCCGUCAGUGCUUCCGCGAGAAAGCCGCUGACAUCGGCUUCACCAAGCACCGAUGA